GCAACGUACCGCGCGAUGGUUUCCACUUGCUGCAAGUCUUGCAUCUUAUAGGAAGGAUCAAAACUUAGAAAACUUUUGCAUUGGCAGCAUGCAUCGGAUCGGGCAAUACCAAUGUGCCAAUCCACAGCUCUUGUGAAAUAUGUGAUUGCUUGCAUUUUCCCGCGGUCCUCAGCACUCUCACGCUCGCUUCUGCGGUUCCUCUAAAAAUGCAGUCAGGGAGGCAGAGCCAGCCGCCGGCGCGGCCUGCUGGGCGAUCUCGCUCCCGCCAUCGUCCGAGACCCCCCGAAUCAGUCAAGGCCCCCCAGAUACAGGCAGGGAGACGCACCCCGAGCACAGGGAAUCAUGAAAAGCAACCCCCCGGUGCGCAGCAGGGGGGUGGAUCAGGCAGGCCGGUCCUGAUGGGACAUCGUGAGUCGGCCGGGUUGCCAGUUUCCAGGGGUGGGGUGACGGAGCAAGCAAAGGAACAGGGGGUUGUGCGGCCGGAGAGUGCAUUUCAGGCCCUUGCACGCAGUGGGGGGGUGGUGGUGGUGGGAGUGGUAGGGGGGGAACGAAAUGAGGCUGCACACUUGGUGGAACGAUUUCUUCAAAAGCAGAUCCUCACAAAGCCGCCCUCAAAGGGUCUUGAUGAGUAUACCCGUCUAAAAUUUCACCACGAUAUCCAGCGCGGCCUCGUGUUCGUUCACUGCAUCGCGGGGCAAGAGCCACUCUCGGAGGAGGGCCGGAAGACUGGUGGCGCAGGCGGCCGGGCAGCUUUCUUGCGGGACUUGCUACUCCUCUUUGUGUCGUGUGACGUCGUGCUGGUCCUUGAGGAGCGUCCAAUGCUCAACCCCCGCCUUCUGCAAACUCUCCGGCUCAUCCAAUCCGCAAAGACCACACUCUCCCCGUUCCUUUGGUCGAUACCAUCCCCACACGGCGUGAAUUCUCUCCACCCGCCGCCGAGCUCUUCCGGAGAGCCUUUUCACACAGCUCCCUGCCCCGCCUUGCUACUGGUCUUCCCGGAUGAUGCAACGGAAGAGGAAUCGGCAUUUGAUCGAUCUCGGCCGGCGACGACCCGGAGGUUACCCUCUCCGAGGGGCCAGUCAUCCGGUUCGGACCGAGACGAGCCCGGUUCGUACCAUCCCAGGUCAGCAACCGCGAAACGGAAAUUCGCUGCGACGUUGGACGCGCAGGCACGGCUGGUGCUGCGGAAAAGCCGUCUGGCGGGGGGGUCCGGUGAGGGGCGUUUCGGAGGGGGGGAUGGGAGGCAGGACGACGGGCGGAGAGACGAGCCGCUGUUCAGAAUCGACCCUAACCAGGUCUCGGUUCUCGUCAAGCCACACUUAAUCUCCCCAGCGGCCACUUUAGAAUCCGUCUCUGCGUUGCUCAGGCAAGCAACGAACCGGUGGAUCAGUUCUCUGAACCAGGGGGGUGGUCUGGAAGGGGUCAAUGGGCACCCCCACGAAACGAUACGGUUGGACCCACCAGUCGCCGGCCCUUGGGAGGAAAGCGUGAGCGUGCUGCUUGAAGGCAUCUGGGGGGUUGCGGUUGCAGGCCAGAUCGCUAGGGGGGGUGACGUUACGACCGGUGAAAGGAUGGGCUUUCGGUCUUUUGACGACUGGAGACUGACGUGGGACUUUCUCCUGCGAAGCUUCUCUGCCGCAGGUUCCGAGAAGUCUUCAGAAGGACAAGGUUUUGGACCGGAAACUGGGGUCAAGGACGGGUUGAGUGGCGGGGUUGCGGGUGUCCGGGACAGAUUGACAGACACGGAACUCGCUGCGCAAAAUCCGGAAGUCCCUGCAAAAGCCGCUCUGCAAGCCGCGCUGCGUCAGCUGCAUAAGGCGGCGGACCCCCUAUACGCCUACUCCGCGCGCUUAUGCGGGGCGGCACUGCCGGCCGCGCUCGAGGAGUACCUCAAUAACCUGCCGGAGCACUACCCGCUUAUGGUGCAUCAACAACAGCUGGAGAGGGCGGUUUGGGUGAUGAGAAAUCGAGGAGGGGGCGCGGCUUUGAAGGAGUGGGUGGAAAAGUUGGAAAGUAGAUGUGCGAGCAUUUGGGAGGGGGGGAGGAAGUCGUGUGCCGCGCGCAGCCUGACCGGGCAGCCGUGCAUCUACUGCGUGCACUCGUUACCUGUCGACGGUACAGCGGGCGACGGUUCCGAGGGCAAGCGGCACUCGAGCGGCUUCUGUUUUCUCCAGGCGUGCGCGUGCGGAAGGUCCCGCAAGAUGAGGGAGGACCCGUUUGACGAAGCAGAGGCUCGGGAGUCCUGGUCUUCUACCGAAGGCUGCUGCUCGAGCGACUCCGCCCCGGUAGAACACCCCGGGGGAUCCCCCUUCCUUGUCGCCAGGCUGGGCAGCGCCCGGGACUACUCCUCGGGGGAGGGACUCGUCCAAGACGGUUUUGUGCCGGGCCACAACCAGCUGACGUCACUCGACUUCCGGUUACCCGCUCGGUUACUGGAGCGCAUAAGCGAUGGGCGAGAUGCGCCGGGGGCCGUAGGAGAUGGGCAGAAGGCAGCGGCGCCGUCGGGCGCUAGCGCUAACGCUGAGGGGUCGGUGACGUCCGGUCGUGGGCUGCUGACGUCACCAUCUAAGCAUGCGAAGCAGAAGCGGGCGGGCGGCGGGGCGGGGGGUGCGGCUGAGUUCCGGGUUUGGGUCGGGUUCGAGUACGAGUGCCCCGCGGGUCAUCGGUUCCUGCAUAAACCCGUGGUUAAGGAGCCGGUCAGCGAGAAACCCAUCGCAGAAGCUAAGUCGGAAGAAGCGAAAGACAACCCUGCUGCCGUCACUCCCCCCGCCAGAACCGGCCAGGAGAGGGGCACCGCAGCGGUUCCGCUUCAGGGGGGUGGGAGACAAGCCAGAGCAGCCCCCCGGGCGCGAGCUAGACGAAGCGGACGGCAGCCGGGGGGCAGAAACGCGCCGGUAGAUCUGACGUCGGAAGAGUGGCCGGCGAUUGGGGGGAAAGCUGUGAGUAACGAGGCGGAAUGGCCGUCCCUUCAGAGCGCCGCCAGGAAAGGGCUUCUGCCGACACCUGGCGCUCGCCCUGGCAUGCCACUUGGCGGCGCCAGGAAAGGACACGUGGACGAGGAGGCGGGUGCGUCCAAAACGCGCCCCGGCGCGACGUGGGUGGCGAAGAACGAGAGCGGGGAGAAGACGGACGAGGUCGAGGAGUUCCCUCCUUUGACUUCGGUCCUGGGAAAGCAGGUCUCGGCGGCAACACAAACACCCGGAGAUAAGAACCCCGCUGCUGAUGUCACAAACCCCCCAGAAGAUGAGAAGCCGCCCGUAACGCCUAGCGCACCUGAGGCAGACCUGCCUAUCUUGCGGGGGUGCGUCGCAUGCCCGCCGGGGGGUCCCGGCACAAGCGAAUCGGGAGAGAAGAUUGCCCCCCGGGGAGCGCAGCUCCGGCGGGUGUUCUUAGUCACUCCCCCGGGCUUCGCAGCUUUCGGAACGGCCCCACGUGUUAUAGUACGAAGCGCCGGAGGCCAUUCGGAGGCCUUCAGCAGUCCUGCUGACGUCACUGCUGUGGUUAGAGGUGGCAGGAGCAGCGGAGCGACGAGCUCAAAAGCGGCGAAUGAUGGAGGAGGGGCGACCGAACAUGAGGUAAAAGGUGUUGCGGGGUCGCCGGAGGAGCGGACUGCCUCAAAGACGGCAGCGGAGUCUGAAGUGACGGGAACAGAUUCUGCCAGCGUGGGCAGUCGUGCUUCGCAGAGGGAGGUGACGCCACUACCUGCUGACGGAUUUUUCAGCUUGCUUCUGCUGUUUAUCCACAUUGCAGAGGGGAAUGGGAGCGGCAAUCAAUUGCUCUUGGGCAGUGAAACGCAGGCGGUGCUAAAGGCGGGUUCAGGGCUGCGUCUGAGAUUAGCGGUACAUUGACGGUAGAGUGAAAAGGGGAGAUGAUCAAAGUUUUAUAGGCCCCUGCUACGUGGCACCAGUCCCUCGUUUGGCCAUGGGACAGUGUAUUGUAGACAGCCGCAAAUGCAACGAGAUCAAAGCAAGCGCUUUUGCAGUUUCAAAGCUCUCAUUUCUUUCAAGUACAAUGCUCUUGUCAGCUGUACAGGGUUGGUGGGAGCAUGUGAGUAGGCUCUUCAUUGGACCCGCACACCCUUUGAUCGCAUGUAGCCUGUCACUGAGAAUCAUGGAUAGUGGUU
Messenger RNA from Klebsormidium nitens, 4123 nucleotides. The record is from the annotation of a GenBank genome assembly. NCBI's taxonomy places the organism in Eukaryota, Viridiplantae, Streptophyta, Klebsormidiophyceae, Klebsormidiales, Klebsormidiaceae.